AUGAGCCUAGCGGUACUGUAUCGGCUGGAGGUCCUACGAGUGCCUCAUCACGGCGGGAGCCUCACUCUCCACUACAGCUGCGCGAGUGGUUUGCUCGGCGCACCCGCCUUCGGAGUGGCGCUGCUGGAGCUGGGGGGCCUGCAGCUGGAGGCACUGCAGUUAAUCGCGCUAGAGCUACUAAACCUAGAGGCGCUGGCGGUCCUGCUGGAGCUGGAGGUACGAGGGGUGCUGGAGCUGCUGGUCCUGGAGGAGCUUGUGCUGGAGGUACUAGAGCUGCCGAAGUUGGUGGUGCUGCUAGUGCUAGAGGUGCUGGAGCUGCUGGAGCUGCUGGUCCUGGAGGUGCUCGUGCUAGAGGUACUGGAGCUGCCGGUGCUUGUGGUGCUGCUGGCGCUGGAGGUGCUGGAGGUGAUGGAGCUGCUGGUCCUGGAGGUGCUCGUGCUGAAGGUACUGGAGCUGCCGGAGCUGGUGGUGGUGCUGCUGCUGGAGGUGCUGGUGGUGCUGGAGGUGCUAGAGGUGCUGGUCCCCAAGGUGCUCGUACUGGAGGUCUUGGAGCUGCUGGAGCUGGUGGUGCUGCAGAAGCUGGAGCAGGAGACCUUGGAGCUUGAGGUGCUGGAGUUGUUGUCUGACUUAGUUCGUGCUGCUAGUCCUACUGUCACACAUCUUCUAGCCGCUGUUGACACUGACCCUUCGUUUGAGUCCACUGCUGCGUCAGCCCUUGUUGCUGAGCUUGUUGACUUUGCUGCCGCCUGUCGUCUUGACUAA
Messenger RNA from Closterium sp. NIES-65, 762 nucleotides. NCBI's taxonomy places the organism in Eukaryota, Viridiplantae, Streptophyta, Zygnematophyceae, Desmidiales, Closteriaceae. The record is from the annotation of a GenBank genome assembly.